Solenopsis invicta (red fire ant) is the source of this 3994-nucleotide messenger RNA. RefSeq names its product nucleoporin NUP2. Gene Ontology annotation, cellular component: cytoskeleton. The transcript has 21 exons. NCBI's taxonomy places the organism in Eukaryota, Metazoa, Arthropoda, Insecta, Hymenoptera, Formicidae. The coding region runs from base 1053 to 3419 and encodes 788 amino acids. The record is from RefSeq and is a predicted model, not a curated record.
UAGUACUCUAUCUUUUUCUCGUAUAUAUUUUUUUCUGAGAGUUUUCGACUGUCUACUGAUCUACUGAUGCGGUAGCGUUUUCUGGUUUCCUUUUUAUUAUGUAAUCUUUUCCUCUAUUUUGUAAUCCCCUCCACAUAUCCAAUAAAAAUUUUUUCUUUUUAUAACAAAAUUCUUCUUUUACAGAUAGUAAUUACACAAUACGCUUACAAAAUGUUGUAAAAUACAGACUUUACGAGAGUCUAAGAACUACUGUAGUUUCAGUGUUCCUAAUUUAUAGAGCUAGCAAUAUCACAUUGUACAUUCUGGAAAAUUCUUAAAGUGAUAUCGUUCAAACCUAGAAAUUUCUCAUAGAUAUUACUUAUUGAAAAGAAAAUUUCCAAAAGAAGUUCUAUUCAACUUAAUCAUAGAAAGAAAAUUUAUUGUUUUAUUUUGACAUAGAAUAUCAGCUCUAUUCAAGUUUGACAGAGAUUUAUCUUUAUUGGUUGCUUUUUAGUAUAGACUCUACAAAAACAUGUAAUCAGUGUUGUAACAUACCUAGGUAUAAGUACCUAGGUACUGUACCUAGAUACUUUAACGGUACCUAAGUGGAUUACCUAGGUCUUAAUAGGCAGAUGUACCUGUAUCUGUAUUUAAGUAUUUUUUGUAGGUACCUUUUAGGUUUUUAGAUAUAGAUACAUUAAGGUAUUUACAUUAUAUUCUCUCUAGCAUCUGAAAGCACAAUCGCUCGUUGAGUGCUCAGUGAGCGGCUCUUUGUGAUUAGUAUAUGCUUUUAGAUUUUAAAUUUUAGACCAAUUACAGAUAAUCGCUAGGAUUUCGGAACGCGCCUCGGUAGCAUGCGAUAGCAUGUGGAGGGGAUGUAAAAAACAAAAGCUACUACGCGUAGCUCGCAUCUCUUCACAUGCUGUCACAUGAUACCGGCUACAGGCACGAGCAUGUUUAUUUAAAACCUAACGUAAACACGUCUAUGUUGUUCUCUCUUUCCCUGUGUGAUACCCGUGUUGUAACAGUUAAGUUUUAUUUGCGCAUUCGAAUUUUUAAUUAGUUUCUCCAAAAUGUCCAUAGAUUGCAAGGAUUUACCAUUAAUUUUAAGUGGACAAUUUUUUACAAUUGUACGAAACGAGGAAAAUCCAGAAAGUCAGACAAAAAAGACUAUUGCAAAAUGCAUGUUAUGUCCGAAACAGUGUCUCAUAAGUAGUUCUAAAACAUCAACUGGCAAUUUUCAUAAGCAUUUGCGGAGAAAAAGAAAUCCUUCUUCAAUCAACAUGGUUGGAAUGACACAAAGGCCAUGGACCCCUACAAAAAGACGAGGCCCAAUUGCCGCCGAAUAUAACAGCCCGGGACCAGCUUGUGUAACUUUACCACCAUUAAUAGGAAAAACACUUACAGAUUCUAAACGAGGAAGAGCACCAGCAUUCUCCUUUGGCAGCAGACAUACAAUCAAAAACAAUAAUGCUGGACCUGGUCCUGGGCAAUACAAUGUCUCUGGGCUUAGCGCAAAAGGGAAGGAUGCUGCACCUGCCAUGUCUUUAUACGGCCGAACGAAAUCGACAAGACUGGAAAUUACACCAGCACCAGGUGAUUACAAUCCGGAAAAAGCGGAAAAAGUAAUUCUUGAUAGCUCGCCGAAAUAUUCCUUUGGUGUUAAAACGCAAAUUGAGAAAAUCAGUUGUACACCCGCUCCAGGUACAUAUCAUCCGGAAAAAGUGGGAUUGGACAAUACAUCGCAGUUCUCAUUUGGACUUAGAACGCCACUCGAUAAGCCGAACGACACGCCAGCGCCCGGAACAUACAGUCCGGAAAAAGUAAAUUUGGAGAAGGGUCCUCAGUAUAGUUUGAGCGGCAAAAGCCGAAUCGAAAAGUACAAUGAUACACCAGCACCGGGUACAUAUUGUCCUGAGAAAGUAAGAUUGGAUCUAUCACCGCAGUUUAGUUUUGGAUUCAGACCUACUAUAGAGAAACCGAGCGAUACGCCAGCACCCGGUACUUAUAGUCCCGAAAAGGUGAACUUGAAUAAAGGACCUCAGUAUAGCUUGAGUGGCAAGGGAUCAACCGAGAAACCGGCCGAUACACCAGCACCAGGUACUUAUAGUCCAGAAAAAGUAAAUUUAAACAAAGGGCCGCAAUACAGUUUGACUGGUAAAGGGUCCGCUGUAAAACCUGUGGAUACUCCAGCACCUGGAACAUAUUCUCCGGAAAAAAUGCGAUUGGAUAAUACGCCGCAAUACAGUUUCGGAAUUAAACAUGCUCCGAAUAAACUCUGUGAGACACCAGCACCUGGAACUUACAGUCCAGAAAAAGUAAAUUUGGAUAAAGGACCACAGUAUAGUUUAACUGGCAAAGGAUCUGCGGAGAAACCUAUCGAUACUCCUGCGCCUAGCGCGUAUUCACCCGAAAAGAUAAAAUUGGAUACUACGCCGCAAUAUAGUUUUGGACUUAGAACUCCUUUAAAUAAACCCAGUGACACACCAGCACCUGGAACUUAUAGUCCAGAGAAAAUAAAUUUAGACAAAGGGCCACAAUAUAGUUUAACUGGCAAAGGAUCCGUUUUAAAAGCGAACGAUAUUCCUGCACCCGGCACAUACAGCCCGGAGAAGGUGAAACUGGAUAAAGGGCCACAAUAUAGUCUGGCCGGAAAAGGGAUGCCGGAAAAGUUAAACAACAAUCCAGGCCCCGCUGAUUACAAACCAGAGAAAGCUCUCAAUCUGGAACAUAAACCUUAUUACAGUUUUGGUGAUAGAAAAUCUUUGGAUAAGCCUAAAGAUACACCAGGCCCAGCCGAUUAUACUCCAGAGAAAGCUUUAAGUCUGGAACAUAAAUCAUAUUUCAGUUUUGGUAAUAGAAAACCCCUUCAUAAAUUCCACAAUACCCCAGCUCCCGGUACAUAUAGUCCCGAGCAUAUGAAAAUGUUUAAAUCACCGCAAUAUAGUUUUGGUGUUAAAACCAAAAUCUGCGAGAAGAACUCUAUACCAGGUCCUGGUGAGUACAAUCCAGAGAAAGCAAUGCUUUUGUUAGAGAAAGCGUUGAAAUUUACUUUUGGCCUUAAACCGUUUAUAAGCAAAUUAAAUAAUGUUCCAGCGCCUAAUAUCUAUAACAUUCCUUCCGCUCUCGGCGGAACUAAGGAGGGCAACAAGAAAGCGGCACCCGCUUAUUCGAUAUCCGGUAGGCAGAAAGUCUCUACGGACGAUCGUGUUCUUGUACCUGGACCAGGCGCAUAUGAGACUAUUAAACCGGACGCGGUCAGAAUGAAGAGUCCGGCGUACAGUAUUAGCGCACGUUUCGCGCUACCUGACGAUCAUUCGCAAAUCCCAGGACCUGGAGCACACUGCCCGGAAAAGGUACUUCUCGACAUUCCUCCUGCACAUACAUUUGGCAUCAGACAUUCGCCGUACAUUUGCAAUUUGAAGGACGCAGUUUAUUAAUUUAUCUAUUAAUGACAACUAGUAAUUUGCCAAUUAAGGGGAUGCUAAAGAUGUUCUUUAUUUAUCGACUAAAAACGAGUUAAUUUUUACGUACGCUGUUUUCCUAAUUUAAAGAUUUGCAUUUAAAAACUUAAAAAUCCUUUUCCUCAAUUAAGGUAUAAGUAUUAAUGUACCUCAAAAUGAUCGACUUUACGCCAAGAACGUUAAAUUUAUAUAUUUUUUAUCUUAUCUUAUUGUUAAUCCAAUAUGGCAUUUAGAGCUGUCAACGGGUGUCAAUAUUUGCUUCAAACAAAUAUUUGAUUAUUUUCUACAAAAGUAUAUUGUGAGAGAUAGAUGCAAAUUGCACGUAAAAACAACAUAAAAUUUUCAAAAUUUGAUUUACAAGGGAAAUGCAUGAAGUGAUAAUAGUGAAUGGGUACAAAUUAUACAGGGUGUGCGAAAAGUGUAGAAAGCCCUAAAUAUUUCCGUUGCCUUGCAUUUUACAAGAAAAUGUUUCAGACAAAAAUUAUAGUUUUAAAAAAUUAUUUACUGAUCUCAUCAAUUUGACCUUGGAUGACGUUGCCAAGGUCACAUCA